Messenger RNA from Aspergillus melleus, 1641 nucleotides. RefSeq names its product putative proline permease (gene PUT4). Gene Ontology annotation, biological process: amino acid transmembrane transport. Lineage: Eukaryota; Fungi; Ascomycota; Eurotiomycetes; Eurotiales; Aspergillaceae. The transcript has 2 exons. The record is from RefSeq and is a predicted model, not a curated record. Gene Ontology annotation, cellular component: membrane. The coding region runs from base 1 to 1641 and encodes 546 amino acids. Gene Ontology annotation, molecular function: amino acid transmembrane transporter activity.
AUGGAAAAAAAAGCUUCUGUCGAGGACCAUAGUGUCCCAGAGGAUGUUAUCUCAGGCACCAUCACGCCAUACCGUCAGACGCAGCGCGGUCUAUCGCCUCGACAUGUACAGUUGAUGGCCAUCGGGGGAUCUAUCGGCACGGGUCUUUUUGUCGGGAUUGGAUCGUAUCUACGCGAUGCGGGCCCCUUGUCCGUUUUUCUGGGGUAUCUGUGCUAUGGUAUCUUCUUCAUCUGGCCAUGCAAUCUGUGCGUGGGGGAGAUGUGUGCCUAUCUGCCCAUUCGAGGGUCGAUAUUUGAAUUGGCUGCACGAUAUAUUGACCCUGCGUUUGGGUUUGCCAUGGGCUGGGUAUAUUUCUAUGGAGGACUGAUGUUAGUCUGCACCGAAUAUGCGGCCGUGGCCACCGUCAUGCAAUACUGGAAUACCAGCGUCAAUCCGGCCGUCUGGGUUGCCAUGGCGCUGGUCGUCUGCUUCCUGUUGAAUGUAGUCGCGGUGAAAUGGUACGGCGAGAGCGAAUUCAUCAUGGCCUCCACCAAAGUCCUCCUACUGAUCGGUCUUGUCCUGCUCACCUUCAUCACGAUGGUCGGUGGGAACCCCAACCACGACGUCUACGGAUUCCGCAAUUGGACGAACGGCGUCAUGCACGAAUACUAUACCGACGGCACGACAGGCCGCUUCCUAGGCUUCUUCUCCGUGAUGGUCUACGCCGGCUUCUCCGUCGCAGGACCCGACCUACCGGCACUCGCAGCCGGCGAGAUUCAAAACCCACGCUUCACGAUACCCCGCGUCGUCAAGAUGACCUUUUACCGCAUCGUCGGCUUCUACGUGAUAGGCGUCUUCGCCGUCGGCAUCAUCUGCCCCUCGCAAGACCCUCGUCUCCUCUCCGCCAUCGACAACGGCAGCGCCGGCUCCGCCGCAUCCCCCUGGGUCAUCGGGAUCACGAACCUGAACAUCCACGGCCUCCCCGACCUGAUCAACCUCCUAAUCCUGCUCGCCGGCUGGUCUUGCGGAAACGCCUACCUCUACUCCUCCAGCCGCACGCUCUACUCACUCGCCCGUGACGGCCAAGCCCCAGCCUUCCUCCUUAAAUGCACCGCCGCCGGCGUCCCGAUCUACUGCGUCGCGACGGUCUUGGUCCUCAGCUGCAUCACCUUCCUCGUGGCCUCCAACUCCUCCUCCACCGUCUUCUACUGGUUCGUCGACCUCACUACCUGCGCCCUGAUCGUCACCUACACAAGCAUGGUGAUUGUCUUCCUCGCCUGGUACCGCGCUCUCCGUGCCCAAGGCAUCUCCCGGACCAGUCUGCCCUGGGAAUCGCCCCUGCAGCCUUACUCGGCCAUAUUGGCCGCGAUCAUAGGCUGCACCGUGACGCUCUUCAACGGCUUCACGGUCUUCAAACCAUUCAGCGUACAGGGAUUCAUCACGUCGUAUUUCGGAUUGGCCUUGUGGGUCGUCAUGUUUGUGUUUUGGAAGCUCUGGCAUCGCACGGAGUGGGUGGAUCCUGUGAAGGCGGAUAUCUAUAAAGGGAAGGCGGAAAUUGAUGAGGAGUGUCGGGUCUGGGAGGAGGGAGGUGUGCAGGAGAGGAGGAAGCGGGAGUUGGCGGAGAUGGGGUUCGUGAGGAGGUUUUGGGAGAGGAUGUGGUGA